CCGCUGGCAAAUGGCGGUGCCGCGGUCCCGUCGCUGGUGCCGGUGCCACGGAGGGGUGGGAAAACUCUGAGCUUCUCCGCAGCCGUUCUGUAGAGCGGCUGUAGAACGCAGCGCUCGCAAACAGUUGCUGCUCCCUGCCCCGGGCUGCGCGCCGCAAAUGCGUUUUGCUGGACUCGCGAGCUUAGGCGUUUUCACGUUGCUCGUCCCUGGCGGGAGGCACAAAGCUCGUGGCUGAAUUGGUGUGUGGAGUCUUCCGCUGUAUUAAUGGUAGACGCUGAACAGUGAGCCGUUUCUGCUUGAGCCACACACCCAGGUUUCCUUAGGCGUGCCAUCUCCCGCCCGAAGUUCCGCCCGGACGGAACUCGCCCGCUCUCGUGGCCGCACCGUUACCCACAGCCGUGGUUCCCAUCAGCGCGGGGUGCUGCACACACAAGUGAGCUGGGCUGUAUGUCGGCCUGGGCCCCUGUUGUUAGAUGUUAAACUUCAUGUUACUGUGAAUUCCGUUUUUGCUUGUCUUGCCUUCCUUUUCUGUUGUGGGAGUGGUAUUGACUAUGAGGGUAGGUGUGACUGGCACUUGUGUGUAUCGUUGUUAAUGCAUCUUGCAAGAUGUAGUAAUGGAUAGACACGUUAUUUUCUUGUGUUUGUUGGCUAUUUGAAAUGUGGACUUUCAGAGGGCAAAAUGUUGCACUGGGCACAGUUCUAACACAAUCAGUAGGGUUCUGCAUAGUGAUUUUGUUUAGAAGUGAAAUGAAGGAAACUGAGAGCAGCCCCCUGGAAGACGUGUUUGCUGCUCACUGUCUUGUGCUUUGCAGUGUUCCAUAGGAAAUAUCAGUGUGGAAGAUAUUCAAGAAUAUUUACAUUUCUUUUGCUUGUAUUUCUUGCUGUAUAGAUAGGCACAGAAAUGUAUAAUACAGUUGUGUUACACUUUCUCUUCUACAAGGGUGAAUUAAAACAACCUCAGGCAGCUGUGUGAAGUGGUGGCUGAAUUGGCUUUAUACCAUCCUCUCAUUUGUUUAGUUAUUCUGAGCUGAUAGGAGUCAGAGUUUGCUUACAACAAUAACAAAAUCUGUUUUUUUUUUUUAAAAGGAGAAAUGUUGCCUGUCUCUUUUUGCACGUGCUUUGAUUAUAUUACCUACUGGCACAGUAAUAUUGAUCUAAAUUUCAUGGAUAUAGAUUUCAGUAUUUUUUCCCUUAAUAUUACUGCUUAAUAUCACCAACUAUAUUAUAGCCUUAGUGACUUCAAUGCUACCUAAUCCUUAAAUUUGUUGGCAAGACCAAUAUUAGACAAGUAGAAUUUCUGCCUUGCAGACCUUGAUAGCAUCAGCUGUAAUAAAUCUGUACUUCUGGUUAAAUUGCACGUAACAUUUCUUAUGCUUCACAUGUAUCAAAACAAGAAGUAACAUUUUUGUCAUUGUCUGCGAAUUUGUACUAAAGUGUUCUUUUUUUCUGUGUUGAAGUUGAGACAAGAAUCAGGUUUUGAGGCAUAAAAAGAGAGGUGUUACUUUAGUAAUGGUGUUUGGAUGCUUCUUUAUGUGAAGACUGUUCUAAGGAAGACACCAUAUAACUGACACAGGUGGAUGAUACAGAGCUUUCUGUGGAAGUGUUGUUGAGGAAAUGAAUCACAAAAGUAUAAAUGAGGAUCCUAAAGCUGACUCUAACCUUGUGAGCAUUUAUGCAUGCAAUGAUGAUGUUGCAGUAGUUGCCCCUAAAUUGGGAAGUCGGUUUGGCAGUGCUUGGGUUCUCUUCUAUUCCUGCAUCUCUGAGUAUGUGUGACCAUCCGAAGGUGGAGCAUGCAGAACUUAUUUGAGUUACAUUAUGCCUUGAAUUCUAUGUGCUCUGUCCUUCAGAAGCAAAACAACUCAAGUUGAUUGAGAAGAACUGAUACUAGAAGGUUUCAUACAUUAUAUGGGAAUAAAUUGAAAUACAGAUUUCCAGAUCUGCCUUGUUAUAUUUAAAUAGCCAUUUUGGACCAGCAAGUGGAUGGCAAGCCUUCUGUUACACUGAGCCAGGAUUUAAUUUUGCUCCUGACUCUAAGCAAGCAACGUUGUUGAUUACGUGUUGGGAAUGAACACAAACAUUUUGUUAGUGGCUGGGUACAGAGGACAAAUACGAGAUUUCCUCACUUUUUGUACUGUUUGUACAUUCUGGGCUAGGCUAACCAAAACAUGUGAAUACACAUACGCUGUGCCAUCUCCUGUGCUUGAUUCCCUUUCAAACAACGCUUAUCUCCUGGAGGUAAUCUUUAUAUUUUUUUUAUACAUGGGUUCUCUUCCUCUCCUUUAUUGAUGAUGCUCCAUGAGUAGUUCUGGUAAGGAGCAGCAAUUGACUAUGCUACUCUGCUGUAUUAGUGUUUUGCAGCUUCCAUGCUCAAAGCACUGGAAAUUCCUGGGAGGAGGGAAAACAAGUAUGCCCACUGCUGUGGUUUGGAUUGGAGUCCUUGUUCAUUCCGUCUGAACGGAGUAUAGAUGGGAAAACUCCCUGUGAACAAAAAGCUUUCAAGCCUCGGGAUUUUGUCAGUUGAAUCCUGCUCUUGGAUCUGCAGUUUACUUUGUGGCACAAAAAAGCCACUGAAACCUGCAGGGAAAAGGGGUUAAAAAGAUCCUUCCCUUUCACCUUAUGCAAAUACGCAAUAAAUACUUAGCCAAGAAUGAUAUGUCAGGAGUGCUGCUGGGGAUGUGGAACAGCUGUUUGUUUUUUGUCCUCCCCCAAAGUACUAUCUAUUUAAAUAUUUACACGAUCUCUUGCUAAAACGCUUUCCUUUCUUUAUUAUGCUUUUGUGAUUUGUUAGUAAGGAAUGGAGAAGAGGGAGAGCUUUGUAAUUGUUCAUUCUUUCACUUGGUUGGAAAAAAUCAGUUGUUUUAUAUACUCUGAGAAAUACUCCAUGUUUUCUAAAUAGUUUCACUGAGGCUCACACAUUGCUGUUUGAUACUGCUGCUUCUUUCUUUCAUGUGCUUUUUAUGUAUUUUAUAAUCUUAACAAGCUACCUGAACAUACAGUAGAACAAGAACUUUCAGACACUACACCCUAAAGUAGCAGAUAAUUACAUAGAUAAUUUCAGAAGAUUAACAUUAUACAUAAUAGUAACAUAGAGUAAACCAUAGCAAUUAUAUAUGUGGGGGUUGUGUAUUCCACAUUUUAUAAAUGGUUCUGAAUGGCUACUAAGUCCUUCACUGCUUCACUUAGCACUGUGAUAGCUUUGAUCAUACCCUAUAUAUCUAUUUUGCAUAGACUCUCCUAGGUUACUGCAUCUAAGAUUAUAUAAAUAUUCAAAGCAAUGUUAGUGUUAGUUUAAAGAAUCAGCAGUAUUUAUGACUUUAAACAUCUUGCAUUACAAAGCUCUUGAACAGUGAAAGUAAAAAUAUAGCUCCUUAGGCUCCAGAGAAAGCUUCCAGCAUGUGGUUACUGUUACCCCUAGGUAUCACCUCUUAAAAUCAGUAGAUUGUAGGAGAAUACAGUUAAUUAAUGUAGGAGAAUUAAUUAAUGAAUGUAGGCUUUGUUGGACUUAGACCUUGAUCAUUAAUUAUAAUUCAAAUUAAAAUGUAUUUCAUUUCAAAGUCAAAUGAGUUUUACAAAGAAGGUGUUUGCACAUGAUACAAGCCUUUAAGGUGCAAUUUGAAAUAACUGAGAACUUCUGUUUCUUUUGAUAGUAGACAGUAAGUCUAUUAUCUUUUUAUGCUGUCUUUUCAUAGACUUGAUUUUGACAGACAUGCAACUGUACAAAAGUAAUGAACUGUUUGUUUUUGAAUAAUAACAUGUAUGUGUGCUAUCUUUCACAGAAAAGAAUUUACCUUUUCUGUUGAAGGAACUGACAGAACCAGAAGAUUUCAUUCACAGAAGCGUGCAGCCCCGGUCAUCAUUAUUUUGGAAGCGAUCAUUUAAAAAUAAAGCAGAAUGUAUCUUUUAGAAUAUAUAAGCCCUGGUGCAUAAGAGCAUAAAGUCAGUGAAACUGACUUUAACUGGCUAUCCACAGAAUCUCAAAUACAGCUCGAUUUUAUUGAGAAUCCAGAGUUCAGUUUGGAGGAGACCUGGAGUUUGAUGUUGAAAUGACUUGGGUGACUACAAAUCCCAGGGAGCAUUGCCAUUGGCAGGUUUGUGCAAGCGGAUUGGCAUCCUGCAGGGACCAAUGGCAGGCAGAGAAUUCAAGACAAUUCAUGUGUGUCAGCUCUCUGUAUUAAAAAGCGCUGGAGAGAGCUGCAGACCUGUGUGGAAAUCGCCUGUUUCCCCAGGCUACUUUUAAACCUAUUUGUGAGCUGGGUAUUGAUAUUAUAUUUUAAACCCGCUGUGCCUCAGCUUGAAAAAGCCUGCUGGAGCAGCCCAGAUGGAUGCAAUUUUGAACUGCAGACUGGAUGAGUUGGAAGAUUACUACAACUUGCUCGGGUGUGAUGAACUAUCUACGGUUGAGCAAAUUCUUGCAGAAUUUAAGAUUAAGGCCCUUGAAUGUCAUCCUGACAAACACCCAGGAAACCCCAAAGCAGUGGAGAAUUUCCAGAAGCUGCAGCAAGCUAAGGAGGUUCUUAUUAAUGAAGAGAGUCGAGCGCGCUAUGAUUACUGGAGGAGAAGCAAAAUCACCAUUCCUUUCCAGCAGUGGGAGGCCUUGAGCAGCUCUGUGAAAACGUCAAUGCACUGGGCUGUCCAAAAUAAGAAGGAUCAAAUGCUGGAAGCUCCUGACUUGAACAAUAGCAACAACUUAACUAAUGAGAUUUGGACCCAGAAAACUGAAAACAAUGAAGAUGGAUUGUCUGGUGGGAAUAGAGAGCAAGAUGUUGCAAUUCCUGAUGUAAAACCACAGUCUUCAAAGAAUCCGGACUCCCCAAGAUUUUCAGAGGCAAACUACUGGCACUUACGUUUCCGCUGGUCAGGGGAUGCCCCAUCAGAUCUUCUGAGGAAAUUCAGAAACUAUGAAAUCUAAAAUGCAAAAUACACAGCAGUGUGAGGUCAUCUAUUCAACAAUUCAGUAUUUUUUGCAGUAGUUUUAAGUUAUUUGUAUUUUGUAUUCAUUCAUUGUGAUUUGAAUGUUGUUUGAAUAAAUGUAACGUCUGUAUCUGUUAACACACAGUCUAUGAGUAUUACAGUGGAGGUCUGUUUUAAUAAGAAGGUUCAGUAAGCAGAGCCCUUUUCAGUAUUAAUGUAGAGUGAUUUGGUGUAGUUAUCUAAUUUUUUGUAUAUUGUUUCUUGUGUUUUUAAAUAUUGUGUAGUAAUAAUAACUGUAUUCUCAGCAACUGUAUUCUCAGCAGAACCAAAAGUCAAUGCUAGAUUCCAAGAUAUUACUAUUAUCAAAUGACAAUCUACCAAAAGCUGUAUGACAAUUAACUUAAAAAGUGCUUGCUUCUGAACUUUGGUUCUCUACUCUAUUGCAUUGUACUUACUGCAGUGAUUUGUUAUGCAUGCACUCACAGUACUUUUACAAGACUAAUUUGUUGGACAGUUGUAAUUUUGCAAUAUAAAUGAAAUAAGAACCUUAUUAUUAUUCAGCAGGUAACCGUGGUGGAUCAAGCACUCUCAAAAAUCACUUGCAUUCUAUCAUAAUAGGUAAGCUUUUUGCACCAACUGCUUGUUUUAGAAGGCAAUUCCAGAACCUCGCUUUAUUGGACAGAAACUCUUCUUGUUAAGAUUUGUUGGUGGAAAUCUGAUACCUCUUGUAUGUAUGCCAGCAUUGUCCUAGUGUAAUAGUUACUUUCUUCCCUUCUGUGCCUCACAGACAGCAUACAAAAUCCUGAUAUGACCCUAAGUAUCAAGAAUCAGGCCAGCCUGCAUUAAUAUGUUUAAAAUCUUAUAAGUUUUUGAAAUGCUGAGUGACUUCUCAUAUUCUGUGUUGUGUGUAUUUUGCAUUUGCUUCCUUUUUUUGUGAUCCUGACUGAUAUGUCAGCUAAUUGACAUUGUGUUUUUUGUGUGGGCAAGUGAUUCUGACAGCAAGAAAUAAAACUAUAUACAUACAGAAA
Molecule: messenger RNA, 5939 nt
Organism: Meleagris gallopavo (turkey)
Lineage: Eukaryota; Metazoa; Chordata; Aves; Galliformes; Phasianidae
Gene: DNAJC12
Product: DnaJ heat shock protein family (Hsp40) member C12
Cellular component (GO): cytoplasm
Source: RefSeq, a predicted model, not a curated record